AUGGAUAGUGACAAUAAUAAACGUUUCAAUUUUGAACAACUUUCGUAAGGAUAGCUUAAAGGACGACUAUAUAAAAAUAGUAAUCGUUAUGAUCCUAAUGAACGAAAAUACACUUAAUAGCUGUCAGCUAUCUCCUUGCCUUAAUUGGUGCCUAAAGUUUCUAAAUAAAGAUUAGAGCCUACAACCUAAACUCAUUCAGCUUUAGGUGUAACCAUUCAAAACGGUAGAAUUUUACUUGAUCGAUCAGGUCAUCAAUCUACAAAAAGUAAAUGAUGAUUUAAUAACUAAAGACUUUAAAAGCGACAUUUUAAUACAAGAUUAGCUCAAAAAACCCAAGAAUUUGUCACCUCUUGGUCAUAGAUUAUUAAGUGAUCAUGGAAUGAGUAUUUUAGAGGAUGUGUAAAACCCUAAUUCAACUAUUAAUGAUUCUAUCAUUGGAUUGCUGUAACAACCUGAAAAAAAGAAGGAAACAUAGAUGAUUAAGAAGGCACUUAGAAAACCAAAGAAGAAACAGUAAUAACAAUCCUAUUUAUCACCUAUGGACUUUAUUUAUUUGAUAAGAACUGAUCCAGAAAUGGCUGAUGAGUUCUGUUACUUAAAUAAAAGAGAUCAUGCCUAUGAUUAUUAAAUUGUUGAAUUUGAGGAUAGAAAUCCAAAGGAAUAUAUGACAAUUAGUGCAAAGGGUAUCACUUAUUUUCAAAAUGAUGAUGCUACAUUUUUAACAAUAGAGGAAUGGCAAAGGGAAGCUAAAUUAUAUUAAGAUCUUUAAAAAAUAGAUUUUUUUAGAAAAUAUAAAUUAUGGAAGAAUUUCUUCUUAUGGAAGAGAUUAAUGAGGAAAAACAUUCUUGCCAAAAAUCAAGAUUUAAUGAUUUCUAAUAUGUUUUCAACUGACAAAUAAUUAAGAAUCACAUUAUUAGAAGUUCGUCGGAUAUGUUAAUAAAUGGCUUAAGAUAUAAGAUUUUUAGAUACUUCAACUACAGUUCCAUAAACCCAUGAAAAUUUUAAAUAAUUGUAAGAUAAACACUUAAUGUCUAUUAUGGAUAUUAAAUUUGAUUCAUAUGAAUAAUAGAUUAAAUAAAUAAUUGUGGAAUGUUGUUAGAAAUCUUUAGUUAAUUUUAAGGAAAUUCAUCGUAUUCCACUUCAUGAAGAUGAUAAUGAAGAAAGAGCUCCAUUAUUAGUUGGAGAUGAAUCAGGAAAAGAUAUGCCAUACACAACAGAGGCUACUAUAAGAACUCAUUAUAAAAGAUUAAGAAAAUUUGUUAAAUAUGUUGAUUACAUCAUAAUAGAUGCUAAAUUAUAGAUGAUGUAGAAUUCAGUUGAACACAUUGUUAAAUAGAUUCGUGAAUUUAAUGAAUAAUAUAAAGAGAGUUCAGGAGUAAAAAGAAAAGGAUAUUAUGGUAAAGGUUAACCAUAAUGUUGGAUAAUUAUUGAGGCAAUUGGCAAAUAGGAAGAAAUAGUGUUUAAUCCUGUGAGGGAAUAAUUAUUCAGAAUAUUUGAAAGUGUUGUUACUAAUAGUGUUAUUCGUAUAACUACUAGACAUAGAGAAAUGUUGUCUAUGCCAGAAUUAUAACAGUAUAUUCAAGAUGAAAGCAAUUAACAAUCCGAAAAAGUAGAUGUUAAAGCAAUAAUAAAUGGAAGUGAGAAUUUCCAAAUUUUAUGUGGUUAAAUGAGAAAAGAAUUGGAAAUUGCAUUUGAUUAUUUAGAAUCAUAUGCUGAAAAAUUGAAACCAUUUAUGAAAUGGUAUGUUGAUAAUACAAGAGUCAAUAUUGAAAAACAGUUUGCUGAUAAAGAAGUAGAGGAAUAUAGAAAUGCUAUUAACUCAUAUAAGGAAUAAGAUCAAUAAUUUUAAGAUAUUGAACCUACUCAAGAGAUAGGAAUGAUAUUGUUUGAUAAUCAAAAAUUAAAAGCCCAAAUUAAAUCUAGUGCUAUGAAUUGCAUUUAAGAAUUAUAGAAAUUCAUACCUGAAUAUAUGUAUAAGAAAGCAGUACUCUUUACAUAAAAAACAACUUAAUUAUAUUCAACUAUAGCUAUAUCACCAAUAACAGUAGAAUAAUUUGUUAAUUAUAUGGAGGCUGUAAAUGUAAUUAAUAAUUAAUUUGAAGAUUUAAGCAAUGUCUCAUAAGAAGUAACAGCUAUGGCAUUACUUAUGGAUGAAUUACGUAUUAAGAUUUAAGAUAAACAUAAAUAAAAAUUUGCAGAAUGUAACCAAUAAGUUAGUUAACUUCGUAAAAAAGUUGAUGAUGCCAUGGCUAAUUAUGAUUAAAACUUAAAUAAAUUUAGAAAAGAUAUGGAAAGAAUGAUACCAUAGGUAGAUAACACAGUAAAAGACUUAAAUGAAAGAAUUUCAGAAUAACCAUUGAGUUCUUUAGCAGCAGAUUUAGGGGAUAUGGUAACAUUCGUUUAAGGAGUAAGAAAGCAAGUAGAUGAAUUAAAAAUUCAUGCAAAAAAAUUGAAUGAUUAUUAAAUAGCAUUGAAUAUGGAAUAUACACCAUUUGAAAAAUUGGAAGCAUUUAAUAAUGAAUUCACUUUAUUAGAGAGAUUGUGGUGUGGAAGAAAUGAAUGGAUUUCAAAUUAUUCAAUAUGGUUAAAAUAACAUUAUACAGAUAUAAAUUUAGAUGAUAUGAACAAUCUAAUGGAAAAAUUAUAGAAGGCAGCUAAUUUAUGUGCCAAAGAAUUAGACAAAAAUGAAGUAGCUAGAGUAUUUAAGUCAGAUAUUGAAGGUUUCAGAGGUGUCUAUUAAGUUUUAUAAGCAUUAAAAGAUCCUGCAAUUUCAGAAAAGUAAUGGAAUCAAAUAAGAGUUAUGAUACUUGAAAAUUAAUAGCUAUUUAAGGAACCUAUUCUUGAACCAUUUACACCAAUAAAUGAUCCUAAAUACAAUGUUUUAUGGAUCACUUAGGCAGGGUUAGAUUAGGUAAAAGAUAAGCUAAGUGAAAUUGCAUUAAGAGCAGCAAAAGAAAUAGAAUUAGUUAAAAUGUUAGAAUAGGUUGAAUCUAUUUGGAGAUCAGCAGUUAUUACAGUACAACCUUAUAGAGAAUCAAAAGAUGUUUUUAUUUUAGGAAAUAAUGAAGAUUUGAUAUCUAAAAUUGAUGAUACAUUAUUGACUGUUAAUAAUAUUUUAGCAUCAAGAUUUGUAGAAGGUAUUAGACCUGAAGUAGAAAGAUAAUAAUCAUUAUUAAGAUAUUUCUAGGAAUUAUUUGAUGAAUGGAUGUUACAUCAAAGAAAUUGGUUAUAUUUGGAACCUAUUUUGAAUUCACCAUAUAGUGCUAAGAAUUUAGCAAAGGAAUCCAAAAUAUUUUAAUAAGCUGAUACUCAAUGGAAAAAAAUUAUGAGAAAUGCUAGAGAUAGUAGUAUAGCUAGAAAAUGGGCAGAUGAUUAUUAAAAUAGAUUAUAUUUUAAUCAAUUAAGAUAAAAUAAUAAUAAUUUUGAUGUUAUUUAAAAAGCUUUGGAUGAAUUUUUAGAAAAGAAAAGAGAUGUUUUUUAAAGAUUUUACUUUUUAUCAAAUGAUGAACUUUUAGAAAUAUUGUCAAAUGCAAAAAAUAUUUAGGCUAUUCAACCAUAUUUAAGAAAGUGUUUUGAAAAUUUAGUAAAAAUUCAGUUUGAUUCAUAAGAAAAUGCUAUUGGAAUGAUAUCUGCUGAAGGAGAAAUUGCAGUUCUCAAGGGAUAUGCAGCAAGAGGGGAAGUGGAAGAUUGGUUAAAAGCUUUAGAGGAUAAGAUGAAAUCAUCAUUAAGUGGUGUCAUGAGAUAAUCUUUAAUUAAAUAUUAAUUAGAAGAUACAUAGAGAAAAGAUUGGGUAUUUGAAUUUCCAUUAUAAAUUAUUAUUACUAUUGACUCUAUAUUUUGGACUAAAAUUACAGAAGAAAAUUAUUUAUAAGCAGAUGCAGAAGGUGAUUUAGAUGAUUGGUAUGAUGCUAAUAUAGCAAUGCUUGAUGAAUUGACUUUAUUAAUCAGAGGAAAUCUUACUGAAUUAUAAAGAAGAACUCUUGUUGCAUUGGUCACUUAAGAUGUUCAUUUCAGAGAUAUUGUGGAUAAUAUGAGAAAUGAAUCUGUUGAAGGUAUAAUGGAUUUCAAAUGGCAAUAAUAAUUGAGAUUUUAUCAUGAUGAGGAAAGUGUGCAUGCAAAAUAAGUCAAUGCUAAAUUAAUGUAUGGCUAUGAGUUUUUGGGAUCUACUACAAGAUUAGUUAUUACUCCUUUGACUGAUAGAUGUUGGAUGACUAUAACAGGAGCUUUGGGUAUCAAAUUAGGAGCAGCACCAUAAGGUCCAGCUGGUACUGGAAAAACAGAAUCAUGCAAAGAUUUAGCUAAAGCUUUGGGAAGAUAUUGUAUAGUAUUUAAUUGUUCAGAUUAAAUUACAGCUAAAAUGAUGGAAAAACUAUUUGCAGGAUUAGCAUAUUGUGGAGCCUGGGUUUGUUUAGAUGAAUUUAACAGAAUUUAUAUUGAAGUAUUAUCAGUCAUAGCACAAUAAGUAUAAACUAUAAGAGAAGCAUUGUUAGAAUAUAAAAUGAACUUUUAUUUCUUUGGUAAAAAUGUAUAAUUGAAUCCUGAUUUGGGUAUAUUUAUUACAAUGAAUCCUGGUUAUGCUGGUAGAACAGAAUUACCUGAUAAUUUAAAAGUACUUUUUAGACCAGUAGCUAUGAUGGUUCCAGAUUAUAGAUUGAUUGCUGAAAUUAUGUUAUUUGCUGAAGGAUUUUCAAAUGCCAAAGAUUUAUCAAGAAAAAUGGUUAAAUUGUAUCAAUUAAGUUCAGAGUAACUGAGUCAGCAAGAUCAUUAUGAUUUUGGUAUGAGAGCAGUCAAAUCUGUUUUAGUGAUGGCUGGAUCAUUAAAAAGAGCAGAACCAAAUAUUAAUGAAGAUAUAGUAUUGAUUAGAGCUAUGAGGGAAAGUAAUUUGCCAAAAUUCUUGUCUCAUGAUAUUCCAUUGUUUAAUGCAAUAGUAAGUGAUCUGUUUCCAGGUAUGUAAAUUCCUACUGUGCAGAAUAAAGAAUUAGAAACAGCAAUAAAGAAUAUUAUAGAUCUUAAUAAAUUAUAAUAAUAAGAUACCUUUAUAGAAAAAGUAAUUUAGUUCCAUGAAACAUUGAAAGUAAGAUUUGGAGUAAUGUUGGUAGGAGUGACUAUGGGUGGUAAAUCUUAAGUAUAAAAUAUACUCAGAGAAUCUUAUAUUAAAUUAUUUGAGUAAUAUUCUUUGAAGGGGAUUAAGAAUCAUGCAAUAUAUUAGAUAGUUGAACAUUAAAUUUUGAACCCAAAAGCUAUAUCCAUGGAGGAAUUAUAUGGAUAAUUUGAUAUGAUGACUUAAUAAUGGACUGAUGGUUUAGCAUCUAAUAUAAUGAGGGGAUAUGCAUCAUCAGAAACUUUAGAAAAGAAAUGGGUUGUAUUUGAUGGGCCAGUAGAUGCUUUAUGGAUUGAGAAUAUGAAUACAGUGUUGGAUGAUUCAAUGACUUUAUGUUUAAGUAAUGGUGAGCGUAUUAAAUUAAAAACUUAAAUGAGAAUGAUUUUCGAAGUUUUAGAUUUGGCAGUGGCAUCACCUGCAACAGUAAGUAGAUGUGGUAUGGUGUAUUUGGAUGAUAAAGUGUUAGGUUAUGAACCUAUAGUUAUAACAGAAGCUAUGACUCUUAUUGAUAUUUUGAGUAGAGAUAUUAUAGAUCAUUUAUUGAUUUAAAUAAAAGUUUCAUUUAAUAAAUCAAUUACUUAGAUUAUUAAAUAAUGUAAGUAAUUAAUACCAGUGCAUGAAACUUAAAUGGCUGUUGGAUUAAUUAAAAUAUUGAGGAUGGUCAUUUAAUUCUAUAAUUAAUAGUUGAGUUGUAAUUUAAGAGAUGAAAUAUCAAAAAAACAUAUUGAAAAAAUAUUUGUUUGGGUAUUUGCUUGGUCUGUAGGUGCAACUCUUAUUUCAGAUGAUUAUUCAAAAUUUGAAAGAAUUGUAGCUGAUACUUUUCCAGUUGAGGUUUUACCUAGGGGAUCUCUAUUCGCUUGUUUAGUUAGAAUAACAAAAACUGAUGGUUUGGUAGAUAUAAACUAUACAUAAUGGAAUGAUAUCAUUCCUCAAUUUGAGUAUAUAAAAGGAAUGAGUUAUUUUGAUAUGGUUGUUUAGACAAAAGAAACAGUUGCUCAUGGAUGGUUUUUGGAAUAAGCAGUAAAUACAAAUUGUCCUAUGUUUAUCACUGGAGUUACAGGAACUGGUAAAACUAUUAUGGUUAAUUCUACUGUUGAAAAAUUAAGAGAUGAUGGUCUUAUAGCUUUGAUGUAGAUUACAUUCUCAGCUAAAACAGCUAGUUUUACAACAUAAUUAAGUAUUGAAUAAAAAUUAUAAACAUAACGUAAAAAAGGAAGAACUAUUUUGAUGCCUCCUCCUGGAAAGAAGUUUGUAGUAUUUGUUGAUGAUGUCAAUAUGCCUGCCUUAGAAUAAUAUGGUGCAUAACCACCAAUUGAAUUAUUAAGAUAAUUUAUAGAUUAUCGAGGUGUUUAUGAUAGAAAAAGUUUUAAUUGGAAGGAUGUUGAUAAUACUAUUCUAAUUUGUGCUUGUGGUCCACCAGGUGGAGGAAGAUCUCCAAUAACAGUUAGAUUUACUCGCCAUUUUGCUUUAUUAAGUGUGCCCAAUUCGAGUGAUGAAACAUUAUCUUGGAUUUUUAGCACUAUUUUGAAGGCAUUCUUAAAAAAUAAUCAUUUCAAGAGUGAAAUAGUGGAUUUGAGUGAAAACUAUUCAAUUGUAAAUGCAACUCUCUAAAUGUACUCUGAAAUCUAAAAAGCUUUAUUACCUACUCCAGAGAAAUCUCAUUAUGUCUUCAAUCUUAGAGAUGUUAGUAAGAUCUUCUAAGGCAUUUUAUAAGCAAAACCUAUGAUUUAUUAGAAAUCUGAAUAAAUGGUUAGAUUAUGGGCACAUGAAACAUGUAGAGUUUUAAUGGAUAGAUUAAUUAAUUCAUAAGAUUAAGAUUGGUUUAAAGAGAACUUAGUUAAAAACAUAUUCUUAUUUUUUAAGAUUGAAUAUAAGGUCAAUGAAUUAUUUGAUUCAUAACCACCUCUUAUUUUUGCAGAUUUUUAGAAAAGAGCUGAGUUAUCUGAUAGAAUAUAUGAGGAAGUAAGAGAUUAUAAUCAACUUAUAAAAGUGAUUAAUGAAUACAUGAUGGAAUAUACUAAGAUGAAUUUAGUGUUAUUCAAAGAUGCAAUUGAACAUUUGACUAGAAUAAGUAGAGUGUUAAGAUAAUAAAGAGGACAUUAUAUGUUAGUUGGAGUUGGAGGUUCUGGUAAGAAAUCUUUGACACAACUAGGAGCUGUUUUGGCUGGAUGCAAAAUAGACACAAUUGAGAGUAAGAAAAAUUAUGGUAAGAAAGAAUUUAAGGAAGAUUUAUUUAGAAUGAUGUGUGCAGUAGGAAUUGAUAAUAGAUUGGUUGCAUUUUCAUUUUCAGAUACAUAAAUAUUAUAAGAAGGUUUUCUUGAAGAUGUUAACAAUCUUCUUAAUUCAGGUGAAGUACCUAAUAUGUUGACUAAAGAUGAUUUAGAAAUUAUUAAUUAAGGAUUAUAAGCAGAAGCAAGAGAAUUAAAAAUUAAUGAUAUAUAUCCAUACUUUGUCUAAAAAAUAAGAUCAAAUUUACAUAUAGUUUUAGGAUUAUCACCAAUAGGUGGAUAAUUAAGAGUAAGAUUGAGAAUGUUUCCAAGUUUAGUUAAUUGUUGUACAAUAGAAUGGUUACACAAAUGGCCAUAAGAAGCAUUGAUGAGUGUGGCAGAAAUGUUUUUAGAAACUUUAGAAUUUGAUGGUCUAACUAAAGAUAUGAGAUAAAAUCUUUAUUAAAUGUGUGUUUAUGUUCACUAAAGUGUUGAAAGAAAAUGUGAUGAAUUUUAUGCUGCUCUUAAAAGAAAUGUUUAUGUCACUCCAAAAUCAUAUCUUGAUUUAAUAGAAUCUUAUAAGACAUUAUUGAUGAUGAAAAAAGAAGAAUUAUAAUCAAAUAAGUUGAAAUUAGCUUCAGGAUUACAUAAAUUACAUGAAGCUAAUAGUAUCAUUAGUGAUUUAAAAGUUAAAUUAACUGAAAUGCAACCAAUUUUAAAAUAAAAGACUAUUGAUUAAGAAUAAUUACUCUAAAAAUUAUAAAUUGAUUCUUCUGAAGCAAAUAGAGUAAAACAGUUAGUUUCAGAAGAAGAAAGAUAAGUUAAUGAAUAGGCAUCAAGAAUUAAGGAAACUAAAGCUGAAGCUGAUAAAAUACUUAAUGAAGCUAUUCCUACUUUGAAUGCUGCCACAGAAGCACUUAAUACUCUUAAUAGAAAUGAUAUUUCUGAAAUUAAAAGUAAUAACAACCCAUAACCAAUUGUACGUUUUACUUUAGAAUGUGUUGCUAUUUUAUUUGAAGAAAAAUUGGAUUGGGAUUCUAUUAAAAAACUAUUGGCUGAUCCUAAUUUCUUAGCAAAAAUGAAAGGAUUAGACGUAGGUAAAAUAAAAUAAGUAACUUAAAAUAAAAUUAAGGCUAAAAUAGCUAGUAAUCCUGAAUUCAUACCAAAUUUAGUUUAAAAAGUAAGUGUUGCUGCAAAGUCUAUUUGUGAAUGGGUUAGAGCUGUGAGUGAAUUUACUGAUGUAAAUAAUGAUGUAGAGAAAAAGAAAAGUCAAGUAGAAGCUAUGAAUUAAUAAUUAGAGAAAGCUAAUAAAAUAUUAUUAUAAAAACAAUCUGAAUUAGCUUAAGUAGUUAAAAAAGUAACAGAAUUAGAAAUACAAUUCAAUUAAAAUAAAUAAGAAAAAGAUCGUCUUGAUUAAGAUAUUUAAACAACAGAAUAAAGAUUAAUAAGAGCUGAAGAACUUACAGUUGGAUUAGCAGAUGAGUAAGAAAGAUGGAAAAUUAAAGUUGAAAGUUUAACUGAAGAAAUAUAACUACUCUUGGGUAAUGUAUUCUUGGGAGGUUCAACAGUAGCUUAUUUGGGUCCAUUUACUGGAACCUUUAGAAAUUAAUUAAUACAAAAUUGGAUGGAAAAAGCAACAGAAUUAACUAUUCNGUUUUAGGAUUAUCACCAAUAGGUGGAUAAUUAAGAGUAAGAUUAAGAAUGUUUCCAAGUUUAGUUAAUUGUUGUACAAUAGAAUGGUUACACAAAUGGCCAUAAGAAGCAUUGAUGAGUGUGGCAGAAAUGUUUUUAGAAACUUUAGAAUUUGAUGGUCUAACUAAAGAUAUGAGAUAAAAUCUUUAUUAAAUGUGUGUUCAUGUUCACUAAAGUGUUGAAAGAAAAUGUGAUGAAUUUUAUGCUGCUCUUAAAAGAAAUGUUUAUGUCACUCCAAAAUCAUAUCUUGAUUUAAUAGAAUCUUAUAAGACAUUAUUGAUGAUGAAAAAAGAAGAAUUAUAAUCAAAUAAGUUGAAAUUAGCUUCAGGAUUACAUAAAUUACAUGAAGCUAAUAGUAUCAUUAGUGAUUUAAAAGUUAAAUUAACUGAAAUGCAACCAAUUUUAAAAUAAAAGACUAUUGAUUAAGAAUAAUUACUCUAAAAAUUAUAAAUUGAUUCUUCUGAAGCAAAUAGAGUAAAACAGUUAGUUUCAGAAGAAGAAAGAUAAGUUAAUGAAUAGGCAUCAAGAAUUAAGGAAACUAAAGCUGAAGCUGAUAAAAUACUUAAUGAAGCUAUUCCUACUUUGAAUGCUGCCACAGAAGCACUUAAUACUCUUAAUAGAAAUGAUAUUUCUGAAAUUAAAAGUAAUAACAACCCAUAACCAAUUGUACGUUUUACUUUAGAAUGUGUUGCUAUUUUAUUUGAAGAAAAAUUGGAUUGGGAUUCUAUUAAAAAACUAUUGGCUGAUCCUAAUUUCUUAGCAAAAAUGAAAGGAUUAGACGUAGGUAAAAUAAAAUAAGUAACUUAAAAUAAAAUUAAAGCUAAAAUAGCUAGUAAUCCUGAAUUCAUACCAAAUUUAGUUUAAAAAGUAAGUGUUGCUGCAAAGUCUAUUUGUGAAUGGGUUAGAGCUGUGAGUGAAUUUACUGAUGUAAAUAAUGAUGUAGAGAAAAAGAAAAGUCAAGUAGAAGCUAUGAAUUAAUAAUUAGAGAAAGCUAAUAAAAUAUUAUUAUAAAAACAAUCUGAAUUAGCUUAAGUAGUUAAAAAAGUAACAGAAUUAGAAAUACAAUUCAAUUAAAAUAAAUAAGAAAAAGAUCGUCUUGAUUAAGAUAUUUAAACAACAGAAUAAAGAUUAAUAAGAGCUGAAGAACUUACAGUUGGAUUAGCAGAUGAGUAAGAAAGAUGGAAAAUUAAAGUUGAAAGUUUAACUGAAGAAAUAUAACUACUCUUGGGUAAUGUAUUCUUGGGAGGUUCAACAGUAGCUUAUUUGGGUCCAUUUACUGGAACCUUUAGAAAUUAAUUAAUACAAAAUUGGAUGGAAAAAGCAACAGAAUUAACUAUUCCUUUGAGUGAGAAAUAUAAUUUUGAAUCAGUCUUAGGAGAUGCUCUUGAAAUUUAAUAAUGGGCAGCAAAUGGAUUACCUAAUGAUACAGUUUCAAAGUCAAAUGGUAUCAUUCAAAAAUACAGUAGAUCUUAUCCUAUGUUUAUUGAUCCAUAAUUAUAAGCUAAUACUUGGAUCAAGAAUAGUUAUAGAGAGCAUAAUUUGAAAGUUUUAAAGAUUACAUAAGAAGGACUUAUUAAACAUAUAGAAAAUGCAGUUUAAACAGGAAUUCCUUUGCUUUUAGAAGAUGUUUAAGAAUAAUUGGAUAACUUUUUAGAACCAUUAUUAUUGAAAUAAUUUAAUAUAAUAAAUAGAAGAAAAAUGAUAAAGAUAGGGGAUAGAGAAGUUGAAUUUGAUCCUAAUUUUAAAUUAUUCUUUAGUACAAAAUUGGCAAAUCCUUAGUUUUUACCAGAGAUAUUUAUUAGAGUAACAGUGAUUAAUUUUACUGUCACAGAAUAAGGUUUAGAAGAAUAAUUACUUGGAGAUGUUGUAUAGAUUGAAAAACCUGAGAUGGAAGAAGAGAAAAAAGACUUGAUUAAGAGAAUUUCAACUGGUAACAUGAAUUUAAGAAAGAAUGAAGAAAAGAUUUUAAAUUUAUUAGCUAAUUCUAAAGGAAUGAUUUUAGAUAAUGUUGAUUUAAUUGAAAAUUUAAAGAUAUCAAAAUAAGAUGCAAUAUAAGUUAAAGAAAGUUUAGUAAAUCAAGAAUAGAAAUCUGCNUCAUACCAAAUUUAGUUUAAAAAGUAAGUGUUGCUGCAAAGUCUAUUUGUGAAUGGGUUAGAGCUGUGAGUGAAUUUACUGAUGUAAAUAAUGAUGUAGAGAAAAAGAAAAGUCAAGUAGAAGCUAUGAAUUAAUAAUUAGAGAAAGCUAAUAAAAUAUUAUUAUAAAAACAAUCUGAAUUAGCUUAAGUAGUUAAAAAAGUAACAGAAUUAGAAAUACAAUUCAAUUAAAAUAAAUAAGAAAAAGAUCGUCUUGAUUAAGAUAUUUAAACAACAGAAUAAAGAUUAAUAAGAGCUGAAGAACUUACAGUUGGAUUAGCAGAUGAGUAAGAAAGAUGGAAAAUUAAAGUUGAAAGUUUAACUGAAGAAAUAUAACUACUCUUGGGUAAUGUAUUCUUGGGAGGUUCAACAGUAGCUUAUUUGGGUCCAUUUACUGGAACCUUUAGAAAUUAAUUAAUACAAAAUUGGAUGGAAAAAGCAACAGAAUUAACUAUUCCUUUGAGUGAGAAAUAUAAUUUUGAAUCAGUCUUAGGAGAUGCUCUUGAAAUUUAAUAAUGGGCAGCAAAUGGAUUACCUAAUGAUACAGUUUCAAAGUCAAAUGGUAUCAUUCAAAAAUACAGUAGAUCUUAUCCUAUGUUUAUUGAUCCAUAAUUAUAAGCUAAUACUUGGAUCAAGAAUAGUUAUAGAGAGCAUAAUUUGAAAGUUUUAAAGAUUACAUAAGAAGGACUUAUUAAACAUAUAGAAAAUGCAGUUUAAACAGGAAUUCCUUUGCUUUUAGAAGAUGUUUAAGAAUAAUUGGAUAACUUUUUAGAACCAUUAUUAUUGAAAUAAUUUAAUAUAAUAAAUAGAAGAAAAAUGAUAAAGAUAGGGGAUAGAGAAGUUGAAUUUGAUCCUAAUUUUAAAUUAUUCUUUAGUACAAAAUUGGCAAAUCCUUAGUUUUUACCAGAGAUAUUUAUUAGAGUAACAGUGAUUAAUUUUACUGUCACAGAAUAAGGUUUAGAAGAAUAAUUACUUGGAGAUGUUGUAUAGAUUGAAAAACCUGAGAUGGAAGAAGAGAAAAAAGACUUGAUUAAGAGAAUUUCAACUGGUAACAUGAAUUUAAGAAAGAAUGAAGAAAAGAUUUUAAAUUUAUUAGCUAAUUCUAAAGGAAUGAUUUUAGAUAAUGUUGAUUUAAUUGAAAAUUUAAAGAUAUCAAAAUAAGAUGCAAUAUAAGUUAAAGAAAGUUUAGUAAAUCAAGAAUAGAAAUCUGCAGAAAUUGAAACUGCUAGAUAAUAAUAUUUACCAGUUGCUACAAGAGGAAGCUUGCUUUAUUUUGUCAUUGCAGAUUUCACAUUGGUAGAUCCAAUGUAUUAGUUUUCAUUAAAUUAUUUCAAAAGACUAUAUUAAAAUGUGAUUAGAAAUUCAGAAAAGAAUGAUGAUAUAAAAAUAAGAAUCUCUACAUUAAUAGAUGGUAUAACUGAAACAAUUUACUUAAAUGUUUGUAGAGGUCUAUUUAAUUAACAUAAGAGAAUCUUUUCAUUCCUAAUGACUGUUAAAAUAUAACUAAAUGCAAAAUAAAUCUCUUUUGGAGAAUGGAAUCUAUUUAUAAGGGGAGCAAGUUUAUCAAUUUAACCACCUGCUAUGCCUAAUACUGUUAAAUUAACUCCUAAGAUCUGGAAUGAAUUGUAUCAAUUAACAACAGUCCAUUAAAAUUUUAUACAAAUUUACAACUAAACAUUAACUAAUUUCAAAGAGACUGAAUAAUUAAUACAAUCUGAUAAUCCUUGGAUUUUAUUAAAUGAGUAAUUGACUCCUUUCUAAAAAUUAAUGAUUGUAAAAGUUUUAAGAGAAGAAGAAUCUUUAUAUGCAAUGACAUAUUAUGUGGAUGCAAUCUUAGGAAAGAAAUAUACUUCCAAUAAUUAAGCAUCAAUUGAAGAAAUUUUUAAUGAUACUGAUCAUAAAACUCCAUUUAUAUUUAUAUUGAGUUAAGGUGCAGAUCCAUUAUCUAGUUUAAUAAGAUUAGCUAAUCAAAAGAAAAUAUCAUCUGAAAAGCUUAGAAUUAUUUCACUUGGUUAAGGACAAGGAAUUAUUGCUGAAAAAGCAAUUGAAAGUGGAGUAAAGAGUGGUGAUUGGGUAAUUCUAUAAAAUUGUCAUCUUGGUAAAUCAUUUAUGCCAACUCUUGAGAAAAAAUUAGAAUGGUUUGAGGAUCCUGAAUUAUAAUCAUAAUUUAACACUGGUUUUAGAUUAAUGUUGACAAGUAUGCCUUGUGAUUACUUCCCUGUUAGUGUUCUAUAAAACAGUAUUAAAUUAACUACAGAACCUCCUAAAGGAUUGAAAUCUAAUAUGUUUAAGAGUUAUACUGAUUUAUCAUCAGAAUAAGUUGAAAAUUGUGAAAAAAAGGAACCCUGGAAAAAAUUACUCUAUUCUCUUGCGUUUUUCCAUGCUGUAGUAUAAGAACGUCGUAAAUUCGGACCUUUAGGUUGGAACAUUAGAUAUGAGUAAGAUUUUAUCUAAAAUUAGAUUUAAUGAUUCUGAUCUUGAAACAUCAUAUACAUUACUUAGGAAUUUUCUUGAUUAACCUUAAGAUAUACCCUGGGAUGCAAUAGUGUAUGUUGUAGGAGAAAUCACAUAUGGUGGAAGAGUUACAGAUGAUUGGGAUAGAAGAUGUUUACUCACAAUUUUAGCCAAGUUUAUAAAGUAAAAUAAUUAUUAAAUAAAUUUAGUGAAGAUGCAUUGAAUGAUGGAUACUCUUUUUCAGAUUCAGGUGUAUAUAAAUAACCUGCAGAAAUGAAUAUUGAUGGAUAUAGAAAUUUGAUCAAUAAAUUUCCUGAUUUUGAAAAACCUGAAGUUUUUGGAAUGAAUGAAAAUGCCAAUAUUACUUUUAAAUUAACUGAAUCAAAAAUGGCUUUGUCUACUAUUUUAAGUAUUCAACCAAGAGAAAGUGCUUAAGCAAGUGACUCAGAUUAAAAAGCAAAAACACCAGAUGAAAAUGUUUUAGAACUCUGUGAUAUUCUUGCCUAGAAACUUCCUUUUUAAAUUAAAGAAUAAGAAAAAAAGAAAAAAUAAGCUGCUCCUUAACAUACUUCAUCUGAAAUUGAUUCUUUAAAGGUUUGUUUAAAUUAAGAAGUUCAAAGAUUUAAUAAAUUAUUAUCAGUUAUUGGAAAUUCAAUAAAAAAUUUAUAAGCAGCUAUUAAAGGAGAAGUAGUUAUGUCAGCUGAACUUGAUAAAAUGUACAGCUCCUUACUCAAUAAUUAAGUCCCUUAAAUUUGGGCUAACAAAGCUUAUCCUUCUUUGAAGCCUUUGGCCUCAUUUUAUGAUGAUAUGAUAAAAAGAGUCAAUUUCUUCAGAGAUUGGUUUAACUUAGAAUUUGGUUAUCCAAAGGGUUAUUGGAUCUCUGCAUUCUUUUUCCCUUAAGGUUUUCUAACUUCAGUUCUCUAAACAUUUGCAAGAAAAAAUUAAAUUGCUAUCGAUAUUCUUGGAUUCAGUUUCAAAUUCUUUAAUUAUGUAGAUAGUGAAAUGGUAAUAAAGUAUAAACUAUUUAGAUUACAUCAACUCCUGAUAAUGGAGCUUACAUUUAUGGUUUAUACAUAGAGGGAUGUAGAUUUGAUAUAAACAAAGGAAUACUAGAAGAUCAAUUACCUGGCUAAACUAUUUAUUAGGCUCCUAUAAUACAUUUUAUACCUACUUCAGACUACAAACCUAAUCCAAAUGAAUAUUCAAUGCCUCUUUAUAAAACAAGUAUCUAUUCAAAUAAAAUUUUAAGGUCUUAGAGCAGGAGUAUUAUCAACAACAGGACAUUCAACUAAUUUCAUCAGAGCUAUUGAAUGCCCUACCAAGAAGAAUCCUGAUUAUUGGAUUCUUAAUGGAGCUGCCUUUACAACCCAACUAAAUGAUUGA
Paramecium pentaurelia is the source of this 14969-nucleotide messenger RNA. The record is from the annotation of a GenBank genome assembly. NCBI's taxonomy places the organism in Eukaryota, Ciliophora, Oligohymenophorea, Peniculida, Parameciidae.